AUGGAAUCGACUUCUUUUGGUGAUUCUGUAAGUGUACAUGGUCGAAGUAUUGAUAAGGAAAACCUUAUGCGAAAGUUGUUGUCAGAGGGGGACAGUGGAGUCGAGAUUGUUUCGAUAGUAGGGACGGGAGGGGUUGGGAAAACAACUCUUGCUCAAAUAGCCUUUAAUGAUCCUGAAGUUGAAAAACAUUUUGAAUUAAAAAUAUGGAUUUGUGUUUCAGAUCCUUUUGACGUGAAGAAGAUUGCAAAAUCAGUUCUUGAGGCCGUUAAGGAGCCUUUCUCCGACUUCUCGAAUUUGGAAAUGUUCUUACAACGUGUGAAAAACUCAAUUUCACAUAAAAGAUUUCUUAUUGUCCUAGAUGAUGUGUGGACCGAGGACCCCAUGAAGUGGGAACCCCUGAAAAACUCUCUCCAGGGUUCACCCGGAAGUAGAAUUUUGGUGACGACAAGGAACGAUCGGGUUGCAACAUUGAUAAGCACGACGAACACACCGCAACCAUUGGGCAAACUAUCCUAUGAGGACUGCUGGUCAUUAUUAAGAGACUUGACUGAGUUAGAAGACUUGGUUGACGCUGAGAAUGCAGAAUUGAAAAAUAAGAUACACAUUCAAGAGUUGAUCUUCGUUUUUGCUGGGGAGGUGAGGGUGGACAUAAUGGAGGCUCUUCAACCACCUCCAAACCUGCAUUGUUUAAGAAUGCAUGGAUACAAGGGCACCCAAUUGCCAGUAUGGAUCACCACGUCCCUUAACUAUUUAAGGGUGCUUAAUUUCGCAUCAUUUUACAACUUCUCAUCUUUGCCCCCGUUGGGAAAACUGCCAAUGCUUGAGGAGCUUGAGAUAGCAGUCUUGUACAGCAUGAAAUACGUGGGCAAUGAAUUCUUGGGAAUAAUGGAACCGAAUGCGGGACCUGCAUUCCCCAAGUUGAGGAAAUUGCGUUUUAUGUAUUGUGGCAACUGGGAAAAGUGGGAGGAUAUAACUGGGGAUGAAAAAGACCGUCUCUUAAUAAUGCCAUGUCUCAGGGAGUUAGAAAUCAUUUGUUGCGACAAGUUAAAGGCAUUGCCACAUUGCCUCCUCCGUAUGGCAUCGUCUCUGGAGCAUUUGACUGUCAGAGACUCCUUAGGUCUAGCUUCACUUUACGGGGACAGGACUGGAGACGAAUGGGACAAGAUAUCUCACAUUCCCCACAUUAAGGUAGAGAGUUUGGAAGAUAUAAACAGGUAUGAUUUUUGUUUAAGAGUGUAUGCUCUUAUCAGAUUUUUUUAA
This is a messenger RNA of Fraxinus pennsylvanica, 1260 nucleotides long. NCBI's taxonomy places the organism in Eukaryota, Viridiplantae, Streptophyta, Magnoliopsida, Lamiales, Oleaceae. The record is from the annotation of a GenBank genome assembly.